AUGUAAAACAUUAAGGACAUUCAAAAUGAACUUAGAGGCUCGGCUUUUUCUCAGUUAAAAAUUGAGCUAGAAGAAAUUUAUGCUCAAUUGCAGUGGCUUGAUUGUGAGAAGAAUGAGACUUGGAAACAAUUCAUUAAGGCUCUUAACUUCAAAAUCAAGAAACUCUAUGAUAUUGAUAAUUGCAAUAGUAGAAGAUAAGACUCAAUAAGCAGAGUUGCAUAUUUGAAGAGCUUUUUUGUUAUAAUGGCAAUUGUAUCUCUAUGGUAUAUCUCCCAUAGCAACUAGAUAAUUGAAAAUUUAGCUAGGGAGUUUAAUCUCAAGACUUGGAUAAUGCAACAUUCUAGUACUCAAACCCUCAGAGCUACAGUGUAUAUAUAGAACUUGCUAGACGCUGACUUGCUUAAGCAGGAAAAUAUUGACGGUAAAAUAGUAAUACAAAGGCUUCAGGAGAGAAUUAGAGUUCUGGAGAAGGACAACUCUCAUGUGAGAGGAAAGUGGAAGGAUUUAAAAGCUAAACAUAAAAAACUUGAGGCUGACAAUAAAUUGGAUAAAGAUAAUUAUUCUGAAGAUAUCACCAAACUUCUUUAAGAAAAAACUGAUUUGAGUUUAGAAGUCAAAUAAUUAAGGGAGCUAAUCAGAGAUAUGGAGGACAAAUAUCGAAGGGACAUGGAAGAGAUUCAGCAAGAUCACAUGACUUAGAUCACUCUAUUAGAAAAAGAGAAAAAAGCACUUGAAGAUGAUUUGGAUAAUGUUCAAGCUUUUAAAAGUUAACAAAAGCAAUUAGAUGCAGAACUUUCUGAGCUUAAGGACCUUCUUGAAAAAGAGAAGAAAGAUAGAAUGAAUGAGGUAAAUGAGAAAGAAAGAGAAAAAAUUUAAGCAACAGAAAAAUUGAGAAAGGACAUGCUAUAUAAGAUUAAGGAAACAAAGGCAAACUUAUUGGCUUUGAAUGAUGAGCAGUUAUAAACUACCACAAGAUUAACAAUCCUUCAAAAUCAUUAAUUGACAACAGAACUUGAGUAUCAAUCAAAGCAGACUGAGUAAUUAUUGUAUAAGAACAAUAAGAUGAAGCAAUAAAUAGAAACUCUCAAGAGAGAUAUUGAGAUUCAUAAAGAAGUUGAAAAGGAACUUGCUAAAAGAUCUCACUUCUGCCAAAAGGUCAUUAAAAGAUUGAAAUAGUAAGUAAAAGAGCUUGAACAAGAAAAAGAAGAGACAUAAAAUAGAAAAGCUGGCACAAUGCCUAAGUAAAAUAUGAGAAAUUCAAUGGUUGGAAGUCCCAAAAAGAAUAAGGACAGUUCAAUUGAGGAUUCAAAAGCCAACGAGGAUCUUAUAAAUUUCCUAGAACACAAACUUGAGGAAAUUGAAAAGAAGCUAGCCAACUCAUAGAGCGAUUAUGAGGUAUUGCAGAAUGAUUAUAUGGAACUUCAGGAGAAAAUGAACUUAUCAAGAGAAAAACAUAAGAGAGCUGCCCUCCUGUUGACAGACUUCUUAGAUGACUUGCUCAACGAUAAUCCUAAUAUUCUCCAAUCAGACAAGGACAUGCAUUUGAAUCUUGAUAAAAUUAAGGAGACUCCAAUCGAAUAACUAGAUAAAGAAGAUAAAAUCGCUUUGGUUUUGGUGAUAUUGAAAUAACUCUAACCAUAUCUAAGUGCCAAUAAUUUAUCAGUCGCUCCACCAAAGACUAAUAUGAGACCAUAGCCAUCUCAAUCUUAUACUGGGAAGAGAACAGGUGGAAAUCCUCAUGAUAUGAUGACUGCAAGUGGAGCUGGAGAGGUAGAGCACUUGAAUAAGAUGCUGAAUAAUAUUAAUGUGUAGACUAAGAAAAAUGAGCAUGGCGACAAAUUACCUCCAAUUAAGAGGAUUUGA
Molecule: messenger RNA, 1863 nt
Organism: Stylonychia lemnae
Lineage: Eukaryota; Ciliophora; Spirotrichea; Sporadotrichida; Oxytrichidae
Source: the annotation of a GenBank genome assembly